UUCGGCUUAUCUCCACAGUAUCAGUAAACGCAAAACAGAAAUUCUGAACUUUACACUUCUUCCCAGAAUAACUGGAAUACCUUCUUCAAAUUCAAUUCACAUCCUCAUUCUUCCCCACCAUUGACGAUUUCCUAGAGAUUUAUCUUUAAUCAAGAUCAGCUUAAGGUUUAUUAUAUAGUAUAUUCAGUUUUGAGUGAAAAUUAUUGAAUCCGAUUUUUGCAUUUCUUCUCACUGUUUGAAAAAUGAAAAGAGGAAACCCAAGUUCUUCUUCAUCUUCAGAUAGGGUUAGCAACUUACCAGAUUCCUUAAUUCAACACAUCCUAUCUUUUACCAGAUAAGGUUUGAUCUACGUUAUGAUCUCUAUUUUAAGACUACUGAUGAAAUAUAUAGCUGCAUACAUAGAUGGAUUGCCACUGCUGUCAGCCAUAAUGUUCAAGAGAUGUGUAUUUACCUAACCCCUGACAGAUUUUGAGAUCCCUCUUUGUCUAUGUACUUGUAAAUCAUUGAAAAGGCUUGAGCUUCAAUUGUUUGGUUAUCAAGAUAGUGAUUAUGACUCAGAGAUUUUUCUACCUUAUGAUGAAAUGAGUUUACCUCUGCUCAAAUCCUUGAUUCUUAUACUUCGAGAUAUAUCAUUUCAGGACGAAGAACUAACGAAUAGGCUCUUUUCGAGUUUUCCUUAUCUAGAAUCGUUGAUUGUGAAAGUAAGUCAUAAUCCAUUUCCUGAAAUCAAUCUCAACGUUUCCUUGCCUAAACUUAAGUAUUUUGAGUUUGAUAGUCGGGUUUAUUAUGAUAGCAGUGGAGAGGUUAAACUGCAUGCUCCAAGUCUGUCAUCCUUCAUUUUCCGUAGUUACAUGUCGACAAAUUUCACUUUGACAAAUCUUUCAUCUCUAGCCACUGCUGAUAUUAAGAUGCGCUGCAUGCGCAUUAGAAGUCAAGUGCCAGAAAUUUGUGCCCGUGCGUUGGGACUUCUAAGAGGGAUUCAUAACGUGGAAGUCUUAACCUUAAAUCAUAAUUUCCUCGAGGCUUUUGGUGGAGCUCCUGAUAUACUGCAAACUCAACCGACUGAACAUUUUAAUAUUCAACAUUUGAAGCUCCAGACCUACCUUUCUCGGAACUGCCUGCGUUCAAUAUUCUUCAUACUAAACAAUUCUCCCAAUGCUGAAUCCAUUUCCUGCAGAUAUCACAGGUAGUAUUUGAUCCAGAUGACAUAGGAGACAACUGGGAUGCAGGGUUGUCUUUGCCGAGUAGGAUGUGUCAUCUAAAGAUUGCCGAUAUUAAAGGUCUUCGUGGGAAUGCUAUUGAACUGAAGUUUUUGGAGCUUCUGUUGAAACAUGCCACGGUCUUGGAGAAAGUGGUACUCACCAGUUAUUCAACUGAACAAGACUUGGAAAGGGAGAAACGGAUGACGAGAUUUAGUGAGAUGCUGUUAACAUUUCCUACAACCUCUAAGAAAAUCAUCAUCUUGUUAAAAUUCUAAGUGCUUCUUUAUGGUCUGUGAACUUGCACAUGUGGAAUCGAAUCUCAUCAAACCCAUCAAACCCGGAUGAGCCAAGAGAGCUGUUUUUCGAGUUCUUUGAGUUUGAAAUAUGAUACAAUUUCCUUAUGUUUGUGGUAGAUGCCGAAAUCUCUUACAAGUUGCAAUGAUAUUUAUCAAAAUCCAUAGUUUUUGUUGUUGCUAGUAUUUAUUGUCUUUUGCAUUGAUCUCUUGUUGUUGAUUUCGAUUUUAAUUCAGAAAACAUAAUACAUGAUUGGCAAGGUUGUCAUUUCCCUGUAUGCACAAACUUGACACUUUCCCGUCUGCA
Papaver somniferum (opium poppy) is the source of this 1802-nucleotide messenger RNA. RefSeq lists its product as uncharacterized. Lineage: Eukaryota; Viridiplantae; Streptophyta; Magnoliopsida; Ranunculales; Papaveraceae. The coding region runs from base 582 to 1190 and encodes 202 amino acids. The transcript is spliced from 4 exons. The record is from RefSeq and is a predicted model, not a curated record.